UAAAACUGUACUGCACGAGUUCGCAUAAUUUAAAACUUUUAAAAAGAUUGUGAAAAUGGCUUCUGAAGCAGAUAACUCAAACGGCACUUUGAUAAUCGAUGGAAGCGUCAUGGAAGGGGGAGGUCAAAUCCUUCGGAAUGCAGUCAGCUUCGCAUGCCUGUUGAAUUCUGCAGUCUGUGUUCAGAAUAUCAGAGCUGGAAGGUCUGCACCGGGAUUGAGAGCUCAACAUAUGACAGGACUACAACUGGUGCGAGAUAUUACUUCAGGAAAACUUGAAGGUGACAAAAUUGGUUCCACAUCAGUUUCUCUUCAUCCUGGAAGUAUUGGUUCAGGGACAUUUUUAGCAGAUACUCAUACAGCCGGGAGUGUUGGUUUGCUUAUGCAGUUGGCACUUCCUUGCCUGCUGUAUGCUCCUGCAACAUCAAAGUUGAUACUUAAAGGGGGAACAAAUGCUGAAAUGGCCCCACCCAUUGAUUACAUGAUGGAUAUUUUGAGACCGGCUUUAAAAAGACUUGGUGUAGACUUUGAUUGUGACAUUGUAAAAAGAGGUUAUUAUCCUAAGGGAGGAGGGGAAGUUCAUGUCACAGUAAAGCCUGUCAAGCAGUUGAAGCCAUUGCAGUUACUAGAAAGAGGAACAUUAACCAAGAUUACAGGUCGUGCUUAUGUUGCUGGUGUUUUACCUUUCAAGAUAGCUCAGACUAUGGCUGAAGUAGCCUAUAGGAUGUUAAAGGAGAAGUACCCAGAUGUGCAGGAUAUUAAAAUAGAACCAGACAAAGAACCUGGUGACAAGGCACAUGGAAGUGGAUCUGGAAUAAUGGUUUUGGCUGAAUCCUCCACCGGAUGUAAAAUUGCUGGAUCUGCAAUUGGAAGGAAAGGUGUUCCUCCACAGGAAGUUGCAAGAAACGCAGUUGAUGAGCUCACAAAUAAUCUCCAAUGUGACAGUUGUGUCGAUGAACAUCUGCAGGAUCAGCUGAUCAUAUUUAUGGCUUUGGCUGCUGGUUGUUCAUCCAUGAAAUGUGGACCACUCACCAUGCACACACAGACAGCUAUUCAUGUUGCUGAGAAAAUCAUGAAGGCAAAGUUCAAGGUUCAGCAGAUGUCUGAUGCGAAAGAAUGCAUUAUUGAAUGUGAAGGAAUAGGUUUACAAAACCCACAUUUAUAACAAAUUAGAACUUUCUGAGCCUAUAAAUAUUAAUAAAGAAUGAAAAAUGAAUAAAAUAUUGAGAAAUGAAUAAUAAAUCUGUAUCUGGUGGUAGCAGUAAUAAUAAUAAUAAUAAUAAUAAUAAUAAUAAUAAUGAUAUUGGUCAAACUAAGUUGUUGAUCUGUCCUCUACUUAACCCUCUAACUCCCCUGAGUGACCAAACCAGAAUUUCUCCUAACAUUAUAAAUACAAUAUCAAACAGAUAAGAAA
Messenger RNA from Stylophora pistillata, 1411 nucleotides. RefSeq names its product RNA 3'-terminal phosphate cyclase. Gene Ontology annotation, biological process: RNA processing. Gene Ontology annotation, molecular function: RNA-3'-phosphate cyclase activity. The record is from RefSeq and is a predicted model, not a curated record. NCBI's taxonomy places the organism in Eukaryota, Metazoa, Cnidaria, Anthozoa, Scleractinia, Pocilloporidae. Gene Ontology annotation, cellular component: nucleus.